UGGUGAAUAAAAGCUGGAUCCGCACAACAUUACUUCCUUUUGAGUUAUGUCCCUUGUUAAAAAUUAGUAAACAUCCACGAUGCGCUUGGAAAAGUGCUAUUUUUGUUCUUCAACUGUGUAUCCAGGCCAUGGUAUACAGUUUGUAAGAAAUGAUUGUAAAAUAUUUAGAUUCUGUAGAUCCAAGUGUCACAAAGCCUUCCAAAAGAAGCGUAAUCCCAGAAAGGCAAGAUGGACAAAGGCUUUCCGUAAGGCGGCUGGAAAAGACCUGGCUGUGGACCCGUCAUUCGAGUUUGAAAAGCGAAGAAAUGUACCUGUGAAAUACAACAGAGAACUCUGGACAACAACAGUGCGAGCCAUGCAGAGGAUCUCUGAAAUAAAAAACAAAAGACAGAAUCAGUUUAUAUUGAACAGAUUAAAGAAAGGCAAGGAGCUUCGGAAGGAGGCUGAUGUGCGUGAGGUCCAAAAGAACAUACACCUCAUCAAGUCACCUGCAGCACGAUCUACACAAUUGGAAAAACGACUGGUGGAAGUUAUCAGAGAAGAAGAUGAUGCAAAAAUGGAGGACGAUUUGUGAAGAUCAAAUAAAAACUUUGUACUUAAAGAGUGAGAAAAUGGCAACAGCUUAAAAAUACCUCUUAAGAUUAUUUAAGGGUCAUAACUAUACCAUUCCUUGUGCCUUGGGAACAUGGGGCUUAAUGUGUGAAGUGUUUUCUCAGAUUAGCCUGUCCAUGCAGUUUACCGGUAAUCUGGGACGACACUUGUCACUUUAAUUGUAUUGUUUGCUUAAAAGAAGUCUCUUCUCAGCAAAAAUCCAAUUAAUGUGGAAAGUGAUGUCCUUGGUAAGCAUGUAAGGACUGCAAGGGCUAGUCCUGGACAACUCUUUGCACAUGCAUUAGGCCCUAUUUUCCCAGACCAAGGUCUAUAAUUUUGCUUUUACGUGGAUAGUUGAAUUGGGAAAGGCAAAUUUCUCACAAAUUAUACUGUGCCAGAAGUGACUCUUUGAAGUUCUAAUACACUGUCAAUAAUACUGAAAUUAUUUAAUGAUGUUUUAAACGAUGAUUGUUACCUUUCAAAAAUAAAUAUUUGCUUGAUCAAAUUUUCUGUUGAUUUUAUUUUGAAUGUCAAUUUAAAUUGUAAUAUGCGAGUGUCAAGAUGAAGAGUAAAGUUUUAGAGUAGCUUG
Messenger RNA from Dreissena polymorpha, 1180 nucleotides. Its product is annotated as probable ribosome biogenesis protein RLP24. The record is from RefSeq and is a predicted model, not a curated record. The transcript has 5 exons. Lineage: Eukaryota; Metazoa; Mollusca; Bivalvia; Myida; Dreissenidae. Gene Ontology annotation, cellular component: nucleolus. Gene Ontology annotation, biological process: ribosomal large subunit biogenesis. Bases 80 to 574 code for a protein of 164 amino acids.